This is a messenger RNA of Didymodactylos carnosus, 1656 nucleotides long. The record is from the annotation of a GenBank genome assembly. NCBI's taxonomy places the organism in Eukaryota, Metazoa, Rotifera, Eurotatoria, Philodinida, Philodinidae.
AUGGUCUUACAUUUAGAUUCGACGCUGUCAACUCCAAGUGCAACAUCACAAUAUCAAGAAAUGCGAAAAAAUCGCGAAAUAAUUCUUGAAACAUUAAUCGAAAGUGAACAGCAAUAUGUGGACGAAUUAAAAGAAUUUCUUGCUCAAAUCAUACAACCAAUAUGCAAUACAUCCAAUCUUAAACAUUCGUUUGAGAUUCAGCGCACUUGUAAUCAAUUAGAGAAAUUAAUACAAUUUCACCAUCAUGUUCUUUCUAAUUUGCAUAAUUGUAUCAAAACAAAUAAUGGUGUUGGCGGAGUAUUUUUACAAUUAGCAACAACAUUAGAUCCUCUCUUUGAAUUAUAUUGUCAACAAUAUGCAAAAACAAUAUUGUUUUGUCAUACAAAUAAAGAUAAAAUUCAGUUCAUAUUGUCAAAAACUAAUUCUAGAGGAACGAAUAACUAUUUAUUGUUAAUAAAAAAUUUAUCAUUACCAUUGAAUACAAUCGAAAAAUAUUCAAUUUUAUUAAACGAAUAUCUUCAUAAUCUCGAGAAUUUUCAUUCAGAUCGUGGCGAUGCGCAACGAGCAGUCGACUAUUACUCGAAAUUAGCGCGUUCAGGAAAUGAACUUCGUAAACGUAAAGAAUGGGAAUUAGAAGUAUUGAACGGUAAAAUUCAUGGCUUAGAUAGUGAAACUUUAUGGUCGUUGGGCGAAAUCCUUUAUUUAACACCUGUAAGCGUCUUAUUUGAAAAUGGUCAAUCGAGUGAACGUAUUGCAUUGCUAUACUCUUCUGUAUUAAUAUUUAUAUCAAUGACAAAUUCACGACAAGAAUACAAAUUUGAAAAUUACCUGCUCAUUAGUCAUUUAAUAUUAAAUAGAAUUGAUGAUGAAUUACUUAGUGAACGUGCCUUGAAAAUAACAGUACCAUCUUUAUCAUUAUCAAUGAUUAUUUCAUUUCCAAAUGUAAUUGAAUUUAACAAUUGGUGUGAGAAAAUUCGUUAUAUUACUUAUGAGUCCAAAUAUGGUGAAACACUGCAUACACCACAAGUAUCAAAAUUUGUAUCAUCAUUAUCGAAUUAUUUACCGAAAAGUCCGACGAGUACUGGUGUGUCAUUCAAAAUACCUUUACGUUCACCAGAAAAGUCACCAUUGUUAAAAUCAUGUUUGAGACCACAUUCAUCAAAUAGAAUUCGUCUUGUUCAAACAAUUGAAUCAAAAGAUGGAUUAAAUGAAUUUAAUAGUGGAACGAAUAAAACAUCAAAAAGUUUCUUGACAAUGAGAAAAAUAAAAACAAAUGAAUUUGUCAAACGAGGUGAAACAAGUGAGGAUGAUUCUCUUCUUCUAUCCGUGAUCGAAGCAUAUUAUGGUGUCAGUGGUAACAGUCGAUUUUCCUUAUCAACAUCAGGUUUAAAUGAACAAAACAUUCCAGUGGUAGUUAGUAUGUCAAAUCCAGUUAUUCUAAAUGGUAAUAGUAAUAUUAGCAAUAUGACGAAUCCUUUACCUAUAACCUCUCUAGUGAAAAGUAUAGCACCUGCAUUAGACAGUAACCGUUGUAUCAUUGAAACUAUAAAUGAACUUCGUUUGAUAUUAAAAAUGAUACAUCAAGAACUUGAAGAAGGAAAAAUUGCACGAUAUAAAUUAGAAAGUAAAAUACAAUGUUUGUUAACAACGAAAUGA